AUGGCCAAGCUCGCUGCCCUCACUCUGCUUGCGUUGCUCGGUACCGUGUCGUGCCAAGGUCUCAGUGUCGACCACUACAGCAAUUCCUGCCCAAAUGCGGAAGCAAUUGUCAGGGAAGCAGUGAAGAAGGCCAUCGACAGCAACCGCGGAACUGGCGCAGGGCUCAUCCGUCUCUUCUUCCAUGACUGCUUCGUCCGGGGGUGCGACGCUUCGGUACUCCUCAACACGACCGGCUCCGACGAAGCGACGGAGCGGCUCGGCAGGCCGAACCUGACCCUCCGCGGCUUCGAGGUCAUCGACGCGGCGAAGUCUGCCCUGGAGGAGUCCUGCCCGGGCGUCGUCUCGUGCUCCGACAUCCUCGCCUUCGCCGGCCGCGACGCCACAUACUUCCUCACCAACCUUACAGCAGACUUUUCCAUGCCGGCCGGCCGAUACGACGGUCGAAUCUCCCUGGCCAACGAGACCGUCCCUAACCUGCCCGCACCUUUCUACGGAGUCCAGCAGCUCAACGACAGCUUCGCCGCCAAGGGGCUCAGCCUCGAGGACAUGGUCACCCUCUCCGGCGCGCACUCCGUCGGGCGCUCCAGCUGCUCCUCCUUCUCCGACCGCCUAACGUCCAACUCCUCCGACAUGGACCCCGGGUACGCGGCGUACCUGCGCAAGCAGUGCAGCGGGUAUGGCGGCAUGGUGGCGCAGGACUACAAGACGCCCGAUGAUCUUGACCGGGAGUACUACAGGGACGUUAUCAGCCAUGACGUGUUGCUCGGCUCCGACGCGGCGCUUAUGUCCUCGAACGAGACGGCCAAGAUGGUGAUGGAUAAUGCGUCUGUUCUUGGGUUGUGGGAGAGCAAGUUCGUGGCGGCGAUGGUGAAGAUGGGCGGCGUUGGGGUGAAGACCAGCGCCGACGGCGAGAUUCGGAAGAAGUGCUGGAUUAUCAACUAGUGCGGAGACUAAUUAGGUCGUUGAUCUUUGUCGUGAGCCGAUCUUAUGAAUUGGUUGGUGCCACAUUUCGGCACAUGCAUGCUGUAUUGCCGUUCGCACGGAGGUGGUGUUACUUUUUGUUACGUUUCCAGUGCAUGUAGCUAAGAUAGGUUCACAGUGUUGGAUUUAGUAAUUACUUUAUUUUUUUUGGCGUAUGUGUAAUUGUAUAUAUAGAAACUUCGAAUA
Molecule: messenger RNA, 1167 nt
Organism: Lolium rigidum
Lineage: Eukaryota; Viridiplantae; Streptophyta; Magnoliopsida; Poales; Poaceae
Product: peroxidase 2-like
Exons: 3
Coding region: 1-942 (313 amino acids)
Biological process (GO): hydrogen peroxide catabolic process; response to oxidative stress
Cellular component (GO): plant-type cell wall; plasmodesma
Molecular function (GO): heme binding; peroxidase activity
Source: RefSeq, a predicted model, not a curated record